UGCUGUCUUCCCCUCUCCAGGCAGCAUCUGCAGGGCGAGAUGGCACGGCGGGCACUGGCACUGGCACUCUGCCUGUCCCUGUCUGCGGUGGCAUCUGCCGACUGUGUCACCCAGUGCUCCCUCUGCGCAGCCCAGACCCGCGGUGCCGAGAGCAGCGUCCAGCCCCUGAUGUGCCUGUGGGAAUGCCAGGGCUCCUUGUCACCCGGCCCCGAGUGGGAGAUGUGCAGGAAGGCGCUGGCGCUUCUGGCCCCGCUGGUGGCCCUGGCCGAGGGGACAGAGCCGUCCCCACAGGAGGCGGAGGAGGAUGAGGCAGAGUCGGAGCAGGGUCUGGGCGCUGCAGAGCUGCCGCCGGCGCCGGCCAAGCGCUACGGGGGCUUCAUGAAGAUGAUGUCCAAGGCGAAGCUGCUGUCCCUGCUCCGCGAGAACGCUCACGGCAAGGGCGGCCUCAGCAAGAAGUCCGGGGGCUUCAGCCGCAAGCCGGGCGAGCGAGCGGCCCCCGAGGACUACCCGUGGCCGGCAGGGGACGGGGACGAGGAGCCCACGGGGGCCGAGGGGCCGGAGCUGCACAAGCGCUACGGGGGCUUCCUGCGCCGCAUCCGGCCCAAGCUCAAGUGGGACAAUCAGAAGCGCUACGGGGGCUUCCUGCGGAGGCAGUUCAAGGUGACCACGCGGGCGGACGAGGACCCCAGCGCCUACUCAGGGGAGGUCUCAGACCUAUAGAGCCAGGCGUGGCACGGCACACCGCGGUCCCCCACACUGCCACCCCGACUGUGCCAUCGCCCCCAGCCCUGUCCCCUGCCCGGCCCGGUGUGGCUGGUGUCCUGGUGUCACCCUUGCCUCAUUCCCUCAGGGGACCGUGAGUUCCAUCCCAUUGUCCCCCUCUGGUUCACCUGCCCAUCCUGUGCGCGGAGGGGACAGUGCCACUCCUCUGGCGGUGUGGCUGUGGCCCAGCCCAGGGUUCCCGGGGGCGCUGGGGACACAGAUCCUUCAUCCUCCCAUGGCUGCCAGAGCACAGCGGGGUCUGGAAACCACCAGAGCUGAGGUACAGGGCAGGGGCCUCCAAGCACUGGGAAGGAUGAACCAGGGCAGGAUCGGGGAGGCCACGAGCACAGGUGGCUGGUGGAACCACAGCACCAUCACCAGGUGUUCAAGCAGUGCUGAGCCCAGCCCUCACUCCCCUCCCCUCCCCUCUCACAGUGUCCCACCGAUCCCAGCACCCACCUGGUGCCCCUGGGCUCCCCCUCCAAGAGCGACUCUAGAGGCAGGGUCAGCCCCAUGCCCCAACACCCAACU
This is a messenger RNA of Serinus canaria (Common canary), 1293 nucleotides long. RefSeq names its product prodynorphin (gene PDYN). The transcript is spliced from 2 exons. Bases 40 to 720 code for a protein of 226 amino acids. NCBI's taxonomy places the organism in Eukaryota, Metazoa, Chordata, Aves, Passeriformes, Fringillidae. The record is from RefSeq and is a predicted model, not a curated record. Gene Ontology annotation, biological process: chemical synaptic transmission; neuropeptide signaling pathway; sensory perception. Gene Ontology annotation, cellular component: dendrite; plasma membrane; neuronal cell body. Gene Ontology annotation, molecular function: opioid receptor binding.